AUUCGCGUACGAAAACCACCUCCGAGAUUUUGCAGUAUGGACACUGCGUGGGAUGUCUGUCAAAGCCGAAAAUCCUGAUCCAUUUCAUCUGUCCGUUGGCCGGCGAUAUCAUGCAUGCUUCGCAUGAUGUCUAUUUAGCUGGGGGAGAGCUUCUCUCUUUGAGCUCGCACUCAUCAUGUCCUACCCUAUACGCUUGCCCUCCGAGCGACCGCUGGUCACCGUGACUCAUCCAACGCCUUCCAUCUGGGUGCUCGAGCUGCACAACGGCGCGGACAGCCGUAUCAACGAGGAGCUUUUGGAUCGAGCGAUGCAGCCUGCGCUGGACAUGGUGGAACGCGACUGGCGCGAGCAUUGGCGUGUUGCGCGCAAUUCGAAGAAUGCGGAGGGUGGCCGCGGCGCGUUGAUCAUCGUUGGGAACAGAAGCCAGCACAAGUUCUUCAGCAACGGGCUUGAUUAUGACAAUAUUAUGAGCUCGCCCACCAGGGGAGGAAGUUUCGUGCCUCGCUCACUCAAUCCGUUCAUCCGGAGACUGUUGACGUUCCCUAUCCCAACAGUGGCUGCAAUCAACGGACACACGUUCGCCGCCGCAGUGAUCCUUGCGCUGUGCUGUGACUACCGUGUUAUGGCAGAUGGUAGCAGCCGCAACGUAUGGAUGAGCAUGAAUGAGAUUCACUUCGGGGCUGCCUGGCCACUCUCAUUUGCUGCCGUCGUGCGUGCGAAAGUUCUGGAUGCCCGCCUUCAGCGCAAGAUUGCUCUCGAAGGUCACCGGUUCACACCGCAAGAGGCAUUAGAAGCUGGGCUGGUGGAUCAUAUCGUCAAGGGCGACACGGAAGCGGUAAUUGCGAAGGCGUGUGAGGUUGCAGACUCCGUCAGCGCGCUAGCCAACUCAGGCGCGUGGGGCUUAAUCAAGUACGAUCUGUAUCGCGAUGCAGUGGAAGCAUCUCUCAGAGACGUGGUUUUGCCGAACGUAGGUUCCGAUGAUGCAGCUGCCAGGGCUCGGUUGUGACGUUGCUGUUACAUAUUCU
Messenger RNA from Laetiporus sulphureus 93-53, 1025 nucleotides. RefSeq names its product ClpP/crotonase. The record is from RefSeq and is a predicted model, not a curated record. Gene Ontology annotation, molecular function: delta(3)-delta(2)-enoyl-CoA isomerase activity; enoyl-CoA hydratase activity. Bases 176 to 1006 code for a protein of 276 amino acids. Gene Ontology annotation, biological process: fatty acid beta-oxidation. The transcript is spliced from 7 exons. Gene Ontology annotation, cellular component: peroxisome. NCBI's taxonomy places the organism in Eukaryota, Fungi, Basidiomycota, Agaricomycetes, Polyporales, Laetiporaceae.